CCACUUUUCCCCUCCAGGUCUUGUGGACAGGGGGAGGGCUGCAGAGGCUCCAGGACUGGGCCAGGCAGAAGCCAGAGCCUCAGGUGCCUUUGGGAGGCCAGAGCAGUAGCUCUAGUCCCAGGCCCCUGCAUCUGACAGAGGAAGAAAGACCCUCUUGAGAUGUCUUCCAAUGAUGACCCCAUAGUAAUCCCAAUGCCAGAGAGAAAUCCCAGUGACCCUCCUGGAAUGAGUGCCAGUGGCCAGAAGACUUUGGCUGAAGAAGCUGUGUUGAGUUUUCAUAACAUCAGCUAUGGAGAAACAGUGCAGAACGGCUUUCCUCUUUGUAAAAAGACAUAUGUGGUAGAGAGACUGUCAAAUAUCAGUGGGAUCAUGAAACCUGGCCUCAACGCCAUCAUGGGACCUCCAGACGGGAGCAGAUCUCUGUUACUGGAUGUCUUGGCAGCAAGGAGAGACCCACGUGGAUUAUCAGGACAGAUUCUGAUAAACGGAAAACCCCGGCCCGCCAACUUCACAUGUACUUCUGGUUAUGUACCACAGAAUGACGUGGUGAUGGACACAGUGACUGUGAGAGACAAUUUAGAGUUCUCAGCAGCCCUUCGUCUUCCAAUGACUACAACAAGAGAUGAAAAGAGAAGGCGCAUCAAUGAGGUCCUUGAACUUCUGCAUCUGGAUAAAGUGGCAGAUCGCAAGCCUAGAUCUAAAGAGCUUAAGAAGAGAACCAGCAUCGCAGUGGAGCUGGUCGCUGACCAUCCCAUUUUGUUCCUGGAUGAACCCACCACCGGCUUUGACUUGAGUAUGGAGAAUGAUGUCAUCUCAGUUCUGAGAAGGAUAUCGAAGAAGGGACGGACAAUCAUCUUCUCCAUCAAGCACCCUGUGUACUUCAUCUUCAGAUUGUUCGACAGCCUCACCUUAGUGGCCUCAGGAAAAGUCAUGUUUCACGGGCCAGCAAAGAGUGCUUUGGAGUACUUCAAAUACCAAGGUUACACAUAUGAAUCCCACCACAUCCCUGUAGACUUCUUCCUGGACAUCAUUAUUGGAGGUGCCAUAAUCCACACAAAGGAGGACGACCAUGAAGCCAAAUUUGAUGAACAUGAAGAGUUUUUAGAGACAGAUCAUCAAGUCAUACAAAAAUUAGCCAGAAUGUAUAUCGAGUCCUCCUUCUACAGUGAAACAAGUAUGGAACUGGAUAGAGUCCUGUGGGAGCAGCAGGGGGAGAUGAGCUCAGCCUUGGAGGUCUCCUGUGUCACCCCCUUUUGGCAUCAGCUCGUGUGGAUUACACAUCGUUCUCUCAAAAAUGGCAAGGGUUUUCUAAGGGUCACUAUGACUAAGGCCCUUAUCACCGUCUUCAUGGCAGCAGCUAUAGGAAUCACUUUCUGGAUGCUAAAAAAUGUUUGUAUUGAAGUUGAGACUAGAGUCUUCCUGCUUUUCCUGCUCACAGGCUUCCAGUGCAUCACCAGCAUGUCUGCAGGGGAGAUCUUUGUGUUUGACAGGGAUCGCUUUCUACACGAGCACACCAGCGGGUACUACGGAGUGCUGCCGUACUUCCUUGGGAAGCUGCUGGCAGAGCUGGGACCCAGGCGGUUACUGCCAAUUCUUCUGUUUACUCCUAUAACAUAUGGCAUAGCAGGUGUAAUAGCAAGUGUGGAGGGCUUCUUCGCCAUGAUGUUCACCAUCACGCUGCUGACUUAUUCUGCAAGCUCCCUGCCACUGUCUGUACGUGCAGGGAAGAAAGCCGAGGCUGUGCCAACACCGCUGGUGACGAUCUACUUUGUGUUCAUGCUGGUUUCCUCAGGUCUGUCCCUAUAUUUUGGAAGCUUACUGCCUGCACUCUCAUGGAUUCAGUACUUUAACAUCCCUCACUAUGGAUUCCAGAUAUAGGCUCUGAGCAACUCUGACCCAGGAAGAUCCUUCCAGGAGCAAGAGAGGAGGAC
Psammomys obesus (fat sand rat) is the source of this 1931-nucleotide messenger RNA. RefSeq names its product ATP-binding cassette sub-family G member 3-like. Lineage: Eukaryota; Metazoa; Chordata; Mammalia; Rodentia; Muridae. The transcript has 15 exons. Gene Ontology annotation, cellular component: plasma membrane. The record is from RefSeq and is a predicted model, not a curated record. Bases 160 to 1878 code for a protein of 572 amino acids. Gene Ontology annotation, molecular function: ABC-type transporter activity; ATP binding; ATP hydrolysis activity.